Molecule: messenger RNA, 2079 nt
Organism: Haliotis rubra (blacklip abalone)
Lineage: Eukaryota; Metazoa; Mollusca; Gastropoda; Lepetellida; Haliotidae
Product: vascular endothelial growth factor A-like
Exons: 7
Coding region: 238-1200 (320 amino acids)
Biological process (GO): positive regulation of protein autophosphorylation; positive regulation of cell population proliferation
Cellular component (GO): membrane
Molecular function (GO): growth factor activity; growth factor receptor binding
Source: RefSeq, a predicted model, not a curated record
UACAUGGGAGCGAUGGUGUAUUAGACUGCGGAAACUGCUCUCUGUCCAGGGAAGUGCUUCAGCUGCCUGCAGCCUCUCCCCUAGAUACAUCCAGCGUGUACUCGCGCGUGCGUCUGACCCCUGACCCCGGCUACUACACCAGCUAUCCCACGGCUCGUGUAUAAAAGCAAGGGUUUACCCAACAGUAACAACGAAAAACAAUCUAGUCUGGAGCGCUCACAUCCCUGUGAUCCCAAAAUGAUACUAGGUGUCCUCGCAGUGUGGGGAAUAUGCCUGUUCCAAGGGACGCUGCAGAUGAACUACCAUCAGGCUAUGCGGCUGUCCAGGGUCACGAACAUCACAGAGCUGUUUCGGACAGUCGACAUGAAGAUGAAUGGGCGCAGAGUCGAACUGGAGGAAGUAUUGCCAAACAUAGGAAGUUCGGAUGGCCGGGUGUACGUAUCUGCUGGAGCAGCGGAGUUCGCCUUCCCUGACGAGUGUUCCCCACGUCUCAUGACCGUGGAUAUCCCCAGGGACCCGACCCACGACGUCAACGUGAUGACGUGGCCUACGUGUACACGUGUUAGACGCUGCGGAGGUUGUUGUGCUAACAACAUGCUGCAUUGUGUACCCCUUGUUAUCAGGCCCAAACGAAUCACGGUGUUGAAGACACUGCUGUACGACUCCAACCAGCCCGAUCUUCUGAUGGAAUGGGACGGCACGCAGGAAGUUACAGUAGAUGAACAUCUGGAAUGUGACGUGACAUGCCGGCUGACCGCCGACGACUGUAACAAGAGACAGCGGUUCGACUCCUUCGAAUGUUCAUGCACCUGCAGACGCCAUCGUAGCUGCUACCCCUACCAACGAUGGGACAUAGAGACGUGCGAAUGUGUGUGCAUUGAACCAGAACGGCAGUGUGAGGCUGGCUUAACCUACAGCCCACAGACAUGCAGCUGCAUCAUCAACAGAUUCCAGCAAUAUUCUAAUCUUGAAACGGAUGAUGACAGUUCGGAAAAUGCAAACCCUGUUAACACGACUCUGUUGACGAACGCCACAUCAUCAGCACCAACGACACCACCACCAACAACAACUACUACUACGAUGGCUCCGACGACGGUCGAUCCUUGCGCUACUCAGUUUUGUCCGCCCGGAUUCCUACGGAACCCCAACGGGAACGGUGGAUGUGUCUGCACACCAAACUUUACUUUCAACAGAAAAUAAUCUCCGAUCUAGAUGGUGACACGCCUGUUUUUCUUACUGUUAAUAGAGGGGGAAACGAAGGGUAUUGUACCAACAUAUGGAUUAACGAAGCAGCCCUAAAAUCGAGAACCAUUGACAUUGUGUUGCCAUGACGUAUUUUUGCGUGGGAUGUUUUUCGUUCCAUUAUCGUAUGAUAAACGUACCAGCGUCAAGUUAAGCCACAUUGAUAAAUCAAACAAGCUUUAUCUGUCAGAGAGAAGUUGCGCACCGAUACAUCUCAGAUUUAACGGGUACUAACGAGCCCUGAUAUUUGAACGCCCAAACUGAAUGUACCUCUUUACAAUGACAAGUUCCACCCUGCAAAUAUCAAAAUAUAAGACUUUAAGGGCUUUCUCAAAUCAAGGGAGGUAAUAAGCAGAUAGGGCCAACCAACUCUGGCUGUUCUGAACUAAGGAAGAGAUAUCGAGCAGAAAAUCCCGAAGGUAUGCCACAAUAUUACGCGUGAUUCAGCAACCGAUAAACACACAAAAAACGUAUUAUGUAAUCGGGUCACAAACAUUGUAAUAUUAUGUUUUAUUCAAAAUUCAAAGGCAGCUGGAAUUUUAGUAUUAGGUCCUGAUUGUAUCAUGCGUUCAUGGUUAUCAAGAGCGGAUUUCGGCGGUUGUUUAUGAGCAGGAAGUGUUCUAUGGUGCUGACAAACUGGCGACAAGUUUCCCUGAAACGCACAUAUUCUUUCGUUUAUGUAACCUUGUUUACGUUUGACAAGACUGUUGUGGCAUUGUUACUAUACAUUAAAUUAUCGUGUAUUUUAUAUUCGACUUAUUUUCUUCUUUAUAUGUGUAUGUAUUGGUGUUUUUAGUGCAUGGAUAAAUAUGCAUUAACAUUAAAACAUGAAUCAAC